CAUACAGUUAGUACCGUCAUGGCAUCGGUGCAAACAGUUCAGAGGAUACUGUUAAAUAUGCUACUCUGGUUCCUCUUCAUGGGAGCAGCUCUAUCUGCCCCUGCAGAUAAUAAGGACGAAAAUAAUGGCCUAGAACAUAUUGUUAAUAUUCGGUCAGACCAUACCGAACCCGAAACAACUAACAACAGACUAAUGCUGGCAGCCAAUAUCAAAUUAACUAAUCACCUCCAGAAAGGACACAUAUCGAAUAAUUUAACUUUCAACAUCUAUGAUGACAACAUGAAGGAUGCGACUAUAGCAAUUUUUAACAUAAUAAGAAAUAUCGAUCCAGAAUUGAUACCCAGGUUCAGGGAUUUUGCUUCAAUCGCAGGCAUAAACAAACAAAUGUAUGACUACGCUGAACGAAUGAGUUCUUUAGUUAAAAUGGAUCCGAUACUAUUUAGGUUCAAAGCCAACCAACCCCCAUUUCAGUUAAGACCGCAUUUCUACGUAAACGCUGAAACUAUUACAAAAGCAUUAAAACUUAGAAUUCGUUAUGAAUUGCCAAGAAAACCUUUGGGAGAGACAUGGCCUUCUACUCCAGUAAUAGAAACUUUAAACAGCAACUAUUCUCAUUGGAAUGAUCCUCCUGAGGGUUGUGUAGAUAAACUCGACUACUUCAGAGAAGACAUUGGUUUGAACGCCUACUAUUUCGGCAUACAUCUGCUACAUCCACACUGGAUGUCUAACGAAGAACUAAGCCAAUUGAAUCCCACACAUGGUGAAGACUAUUAUUACAGACACCAACAACUUAUAGCUCGAUACAACUUGGAAAAAGAAGGCCUGAGACAAGAAGAAAAGGAGUGUAACUUUUAUGAUUCAUAUUCUUAUUUGACUUAUGAUAAUGGGGUUCCUUUCCCAGUCAGGUCAGAUAUUCAAGGAGAAUGGAGCGAGGAAAGGGCUAGACUAAAAAUGUCUGACAUCCUUUUGACGGAAUACAUAUCUCGUGGGACUGUUGUUAUGAAAAACGGUACCAUUAUAAACUUAACCGAAGAGAAUCAUAUAAACGUGUUAUCCAAUGUGAUACGAGCCCACUACGAUGGCAACAGUACAGCAAAGAUUAUGAGAUCUCUUUAUGGUUACGGCAGAAAUGGUUAUCCUUUGGACCAGUAUAACCCUGCUCCGUCGCUGUUUCAUCAACCUGAAACCUGUUUAAGAGAUCCAGGAUACUGGUUUAUAAUUCAGUACUUGCUGAAUUACAUUAAGGAAUAUCAGAAAUCUAUUGAGCCAUUCGACGUAUCAAAGUAUGAAAAUAGUGACAUCGUUAUAGAAGAUGCAGAGUUCAGUCCCCUUACUACACUCUUUGAAAAUUAUGAAUUCUCAAUUGAUGAAGCGAUAGGAGAUACUCCAGAUCGGAUAGUAUCUUUUGCAGUCAGAAAAAGACGCCUUAAUUACUCUCCUUUUGUAUUUAACUUCAAUGUUAUAACGAAUAUUGAACAAGAAGUUGUCGUACGAUUAUUCUUAGGCCCACCAUGCCAAGGCGAAGAAUGUUGGGAACAAUAUCGUAAAUAUUUUCAACUUGAUGCGUUUAAAUUCAAACUUGAGUUAGGUGAAAACAUUAUAAGUUGGGUGCCAGAAAAUUCAAGUAGAUACACCACAGAUGCGAUGUUCAACAAAGGAGAUAUGUCACAAUCUGAUAAAAACGCAGAGUAUAAUAUGUAUAAGUUCCCUCGAAACCUAUUGCUUCCUAAAGGCGUACAACAAGGACUGAAUUUGACAUUAUUUGUAAUGAUUACGCCCGCGCCGUUUGAAUCACAGAAGAUUGAUUACGUUAAGAACAAAAAUACUUACUACAGUCUUACCAACCUUGAAAUUGACGACAGACCCCUAGGUUUCCCCUUUCAUAUGCCAUCUAAAAAUUACAAGAGUGCUGUAAGCAACUACAGAUUUUAUAACGUGACUGUCUCACAUAAAAAGCGACCAGCAGAUGAUUAUUAUUUUUCACCACAUUUAUACUAAUUUUUUACUAAUAAGUACUAAUAACAAUGUUUUUGAUGUUGUUAUUUUAUAAAGUAAACGUUGUGUUUUAUAAAUAA
This is a messenger RNA of Pectinophora gossypiella (pink bollworm), 2075 nucleotides long. RefSeq names its product arylphorin subunit alpha-like. The record is from RefSeq and is a predicted model, not a curated record. NCBI's taxonomy places the organism in Eukaryota, Metazoa, Arthropoda, Insecta, Lepidoptera, Gelechiidae. The coding region runs from base 19 to 1998 and encodes 659 amino acids. The transcript has 5 exons.